GGGCCUUCCUGCAAUUGACACUCAGAAAUGCAUCUUGCCUUUCCCCUCCAAGUCUCCCAGGGCUCCUAUGAUUCCCAAGUACCAAGUCCUCAGUGUGAUGUUCAAGGACAGACACUGAGCUUCCCACUACUGCAUAUCAGGCACUGGCAUGGAUUAAUUUACUUAAUCACAACAACCCAGUAAGGUGGAUAGUAUGACAUCCCAUUUUUAUAGUUGGGGACAAUGAGGCAUGGAGAGGUUUAGUAACUCCUCCAACAUCGCACAGCUGGGAAGGGGCAAAGCUAGGAUUUGAACCUGGGCCAUCUAGCUGGAGGGUCUCCUUGCUUAAUCAUCAUGCUGUACUGCCUCUGGAAGUGAGGACCUCCCUGAGGCGGUGACUUUUGAAGUGGUAGCUUAGAACAGUUCAGGCAGAAUAAUAACUCCUACAUCACAGGGUGGGUGUGAACACCCAGUGAGGGCUUAGGGUGGUGCUCAGCACUCAGCAAGAUGCUCAGAAAAUAUGAGCUUAAAAAGGGAUUAAGGAAGAUUUUACAGAGGCAAUGCUGAGUAGGGUUUUGAAGGGUAUGUAGGAGUCUUCCAGGAGGACUGGGUUAGGGGAAAGAUACCAGAAGGCCCAGCAAGGACAAAAGAAGAGAAAGGCAUAUACUGUGGCCUUUCUGGCUGACUGUGAUCCAUGGCAAGUUGCCCUUCACCUGGAAGUUUUUCCAGACAGACCUCCCCCAGGUUUCUCCAGCUGUGCCAGCCCUGACUACACUGGAAGGGCAGGGGUUGUGGAUGUGAGACCCAGAACUGAGUUCUUUCCUGUUUCCAGCCUUACCUAGUACAGGCCUGGGACCCCAUUCAGCUACCAUUUAUUAAAUAGAUAUGCUCUGCCUCUCCUGCUCACAUUCUAUGUCUCCCAUUUACUUGGGGAGCCAGUUCCCCGGCUUGGCUUGCCCUGCCUUGCUUGAACGGCCCUGCUAACGUCCUGCUGCUUCCUUUUGGACCCUGCCUCCAGCCACCCUGCCUUGACCCGCAAAGAGCACCUGGUUGCAGACUUCCAAGUUUUUGCACACACUGUUUCCUGCCAGGGAUGUCCUUCCUUUAGGGCCCAAUGUUAAGAUCUUUUUUUCUUUUAGGCUCGUCUCAGACCUCACUGACUCCUGUGGGAUCUUCUAGGUCCUUCUCACUGCCCAUCCUAACCCCUGGGGCUGGGAUCAUCUUUCACCCAGCUUUGGCUCCUAUCAUAAAUAAGAGGCCUAUGUUCAGGGCUGAGGCCUCUCUGGGGUGUCAGAGAGGGCAUGAGAGUGUCAGGACCUGGGAGCUGGUCUCAGUGCAGCCCUCUGUCCCCCCUACUCUAAGCAACCCUCUUCUGGCCCGCCUACCCCUGGACCCUGACUACUCCGUGCCUUGCUAUCGCUCACCUCCGGUCACCCUCCAACGUGUGUUUGCCUGCUAAUGAGAAGUGUGACAAGUGCUGCCGUUCGCUGAGCGGCUGCCCUGGGACUGGAGACCAGGAGGGGCUGGAGUGCUCUGGGCUGGCUCUCAGGAAACCUUCACCACACACCCCACUCCCAGGCCCUUCCUCAGAAAAGACCUUGGAAUAUACAUUUCACUGGUCCAGGACCCCAGAGCCAGAGACCUUGCAGCUGGCUGCACCCGAAAACACAGUGACAAUUGGAACCUGGAGGCCAGGGAGAGACUCGGGGCUUCAGUCGCAUGGGUCCCUCCCCAACUCAGACUCACAGAAGCACUGUAAUGACCAGGACCCUCCAAAGAGGCAUCACAGCAACACUAAGGUCAUCCCCACCCGGGAAACCCCUUCCUGCCGCACGCACUGCUAUCUACCGCUGCAGGGCUUAGGGAGGGAGCUGUGGGGGCAGAGUCCUCCUUGAGACCCCUCACACCCUCUGUCUUCAGCACCCCGAACAGCGCCCAGUGCGCAGCAGGCCUGCACUAAAAAUGUCUUGAAUGAAUGGAACGGAUGUGCGAUUGUGUGUCUUAAUGAGGUCCUGUUUGUGAUUGUCUCUGGAUGUGACUGCCUGUGUGUCUGUGGUUGUGUGUCUGAGAUGGGCAUGAGUGCAUGCCCUGGGUCUUAUGACUUAGUGUGCACGGCUACGUCUGAGGCUGCGUGUCUGUGGUCGUGUUUUGAUGACCAUGUGUGGUUGUGCGUCAGUGGCUACUGGUGCUCCUUGCAGACAUUGUUGAUGCCUCUAAGGAGGAGGGCCAUUCCCUGAGCGCAACCAGAGAUGUGGCUCUGAAGGCGCAUGCUCUCAGGGGCAGCCCAUGGGCCUGCCACACAAAUGCACUUCUGAGUGUUUGUUUUCAGGCUGGGGCAGAGGUGGGGGUGGGGGUGGCGGUGGGGUGCAUGCGUAUGCCUGGAGGCAGCUUUGCCUGCACUUGGGGGUCUAGGACACCCAGAACUCAGCAGACCCAAAUCAUGUCUGGCCCCCACACACUGGGUUGGGGUGAGCAGGGAGGCAGACCAGGGAUAGAUUAUUACUGCUCUCAUGCCCACCUUUCAUAGAACCCCUGGGAGACCAGCUCUUCCAAAACCAAAGAAGCUUCUGAGAUGUGAACUGGAGUCACUCAGGUGUCAGCUACAGGCCCAGACCAAGGCUUUCGAGUUCCUAAACCACUCAGUGACCAUGUUGAAGGACAGAUGCCUGCAGCAAAUCAAGAGCCAACAGCUUGAAGAGGCGCAGGAAGAGGAGAUUACGGAGAACCUGGUGAACAUCCAGAAGAUGCAAAAGACACAGGUGAAGCGCCGCAAGGUCCUGACCAAAAUGAAGCAGCAUGGGUAUGAGACAUCCAACUGGCCAGAGACUGAGGAGUUGCCACCAGGAGGCAGUGACUCCUGGAGGGAUGACCUCCAGAAGGAGCUGGGUGACAUAUGGUGAUGCCCAGCUCCCACUCUAACCUCUGACCCCUGACCCUCAUCUGCCCUGUGCUCCUCCCAAUCAGAUCAAGCAGCGGCCACCAGAACCUGGAACGCACCUGAGUCCACAUCCCCCUCUCCUCCCAGGACUCAUCUCCGCCCCUGCCCCCACCAUGGCCUCCCUGCCCCAGCUUUGAGCAGUCCAGAGUCGCCCCCCGGGGCCCCCAGAUCCCCAUCUCCCCACAGGCCCGCUGUGCACCUGCUGCAGAACUCCUUUGGUGGCCUCGCCAUAUACUCAGGGGGCCGCCCCAGGGCUGCGAGCCUCAGGGGUGAGUGGGGUUGAGCAGCACUCCAGGGGUGGGGGAGGUUCAUUCUCCAGCUUCACACAUGGAGGUCAUGUUCAGAGGCCAUAGUUGGGGGUGGUUGGGUCUGUUGGGUCUUAUUCUGGGGUCACAUUAAAUAAUGUUCUGGGGUGACAUUAAAGAGUCCCUGGAGGUUUCAUCCAGGGGUCACUCAGGGUCACUGUGAUCUUUUUUAAGGGUCAGUGGGGUAAAACUCAGGUGUCAUCGAGGUCAUACUUUGGUGUCAUGUUGGGUCACAUUCAAGGGACAUAAUCAAGGAUCACAUAAUAUCAAGGGCACUGGGCCCAUAUUCAAAGGCCACUCGAGGGUCACAUUCAGGGUUUGUGCCAGAAUUGCACCUGUCCCUCCUGCUGGCUACAAGGGGCACCGAUGCCUGAGCCCGCCACGCCCCUCCUGGGACUCGGACUCGGACUCAGACCAGGACCCUUCCCAGCCACCACUCAGCAAGAGCUGCUCCUUCCCACCUGGUGUGGAUCCUCCCCUGCCCCAACCUACCCUUCCCCUCCUGGCCUGCCCUGGAAUCCCGAAGUACACGCCCUUCCAACUCCCAACCUGGGCAUCUGCUCCCUGACCUCCAGCCCUGGGGUCCCCUGGACCAGGCCAGCCUCUGACCCACCCUCUUUCUCCACAGCCUGAGCAGCUGGGACUGCUCUCCCUGAAGACCCCUCCAGAGAGAAAAUAAACUAGCUGAGACCCUCCUCCACCUGUGGACUGCUGCUCCUGGCUGCUUCCUGUGCCUCAGAGUGACCCCCACAGUUUACUACCCAGUCUUGGGGAGGGUGUGGAGACCCCAGGGACUGUUCGGGAUAUGUGGGCCUAGGGUCAGGGGACAGUGUGAGGCUGGAUUUAGUAUAUGACAAGGUCAGGGGUAAGUCUGUCUAGAUACGAGUGGCCAGAUAGGCCCUUGGCGAUCUGGCCUGAUGUCCCUACUGCCCAAAUGGGGAAAUUGAGGCCCCUGACCCUCAUCUGCCCUGCGUUCCUCCUAAUAAGAUCAAGCAGCGACCACCAGAACCUGGAACCCACCUGAGUCCCUCUCCUCCCAGGACUCAUCUCCGCCCCUGCCCCCACCAUGGCCUCCCUGCCCCAGCUCUGAGCAGUCCAGAGUCCUCCGGGACCCCAAGAUCCCCAUCUCCCCCCAGGUCGGCUGUGCACCUGCUGCAGAACUCCUUUGAUGGCCUCGCCAUAUCCUCAGGGCGCCACCCUAGAGCCCCGAGCCUCAGGGGUGAGGGGGGUUGAGCAGCACUCCAGGGUGUGUGUGGGGAGAUCAUUCUCAUCUCCGCCCAGGGUUUCGGCCCGGGGUCACGCUCUGACACCCCACCCUCCUCUUCCUCUCAGCACCCACCAGGGUCCUCCCUCCCAACCUCCAACCUUCAUUCCCUCCCGAAUCUAUUCUAAAACGCCCUGACCCGAAGAGCAACAGAGGCCCCGCCCCGGAUCACGCUAAUGAGACUCCGCGAGGCCCCGCCUCACGGGUUAUGCAAAUAAUGCUCCCGGAGGCCCCGCCCCUCUCCCCGCCGCGGAGUCUGCGCUGCGCGGCGCGGCGCGGCGCGGCCCGGCCGGCCGACGGCGUCUCCAUCUCUGCGUUCGCUCUCUGGCCGGCCGUCUGUCUGUCAGUCCCGCCGCGCCGGGGCCGUCUAGGUGGAUCCGGGGCUCAGGCGGCGGCAGUCUAGACCCGGGCAAGCCAUGUGGAUGGGGCACUGGACCCAGAGUGCCUACCCUUACCUGCCUGGGCCUCAGUUUCCAAAUCUGUGCAAUGGGGGUGACCAUCCCUGCCCUGCUGGCCGCCAGGAGUGGCUGUGAGUCUGUGGGCGUGGCAGCGGCCUGCAGGAAGUCAUAGGGCCCUUUCACAGGCCCCACCCUGGCAGUGCCACUCCCUCCCCUUCCCCACAGGCCCGGCCUUCACCAUGGCGGGAGGGAGACCUCAGCUGAAGAGGAGUUUCUCCAUCAUUCCCUGCUUUGUCUUUGUGGAGUCGGUGCUGCUGGGCAUCGUGGUCCUGCUUGCUUACCGCCUGGAGUUCACGGACACCUUCCCCGUGCACACCCAGGGCUUCUUCUGCUAUGACAGUACCUAUGCCAAGCCCUACCCAGGGCCUGAGGCUGCCAGCAGAGCACCCCCGGCCCUCAUCUACGCCCUGGUCACCGCUGGGCCCACCCUCACGAUCCUGCUUGGGGAGCUGGCACGUGCCUUUUUCCCUGCACCACCGUCAGCCAUCCCAGUCAUUGGGGAGAGAACCAUCGUGUCCGGGGCCUGCUGCCGCUUCAGCCCCCCGCUGCGGAGGCUGGUCCGCUUCCUGGGGGUCUACUCUUUCGGCCUCUUCACCACGACCAUCUUCGCCAACGCAGGGCAGGUGGUGACCGGCAACCCGACGCCGCACUUCCUGUCCGUGUGCCGCCCCAACUAUACGGCCCUGGGCUGCCCGCCACCCUCACCGGACCGGCCAGGGCCCAACCGUUUCGUCACUGACCAGGGUGCCUGUGCUGGCAGCCCCGGCCUUGUGGCCGCUGCGCGCCGCGCUUUCCCCUGCAAGGACGCUGCCCUUUGCGCCUACGCCGUCGCCUACACAGCGAUGUACGUGACGCUCGUGUUCCGCGUGAAGGGCUCCCGCCUGGUCAAACCCUCACUCUGCCUGGCCCUGCUGUGCCCCGCCUUCCUGGUGGGCGUGGUCCGCGUGGCUGAGUACCGCAACCACUGGUCUGACGUGCUGGCCGGCUUCCUGACAGGGGCGGCGAUCGCCACCUUUCUGGUCACCUGUGUCGUGCACAACUUCCAGAGCCGGCCACCCUCUGGCCGAAGGCUCUCCCCUUGGGAGGACCUGGGCCAAAACCCCACCAUGGACAGCCGCCUCGAAAAGUUAAGUGUGGCCCAGGAACCCGAGGCCUGCAGGCCGCAUUCGACACCGGCACGGCUCACCCCAUCCAAGCCGCAGAACUGCGCCCACCGUGGCCACCUGAUCCCCAGCUGCGUGUCCUCCAGGGCUCCAGCCAUGUGUUCAUCACCCCGUGUGCCCCGCCCUCGAUUGAGGUCUGAGCCAACACCCUUGCCUCUGCCCCUGCCCCUACCCGCACCAACCCCCAGCCAGGGCCCCUCGCCCUCCUCCCCUGGGCCUGGGGGGCCGGGCGGGGGUGGUGGCCGUGGCCGGAAGCUGCUGCUGCCCACACCCCUGCUGCGGGACCUGUACACCCUUAGUGGACUCUAUCCCUCCCCCUUCCACCGGGACAACUUCAGCCCUUACCUGUUUGCCAGCCGUGACCACCUGCUGUGAGGCCCAACACCCACCCAGAAUCUGCCCAGUCCCCAUUUCUUCCCUGCCACGCGUGUGUGUGCGUGUGCUGUGUGAGUGCCAAAGCCCUUGUCCCCAAACCAGCCAGGCCCAGACAUCAGAGCAUGGCUGGAAGGACAUCUGGGGGACCCCCUGCCUCUCUUGCCCUCUGGGGCAUCUAAGUGGGCAUAAUUGGGAGAUGGGUCCUUGCCUCCUAGGAUUGCCCUUUUAAGGGCCAAAGCCUGACUCCACUGGCCAUUGCCUAGCCAAUGGGAGCCCCCCAGUUAUCAGAAUUCUGGCCAAAAGGAGUUUACUCCAGCCAAUAGGCGCCUCCCCAUCAUUUCUUAGAAUCCUCAGGCAAGAGGGCAACUCUAGCCAGUGUUCAGCGUCUGAACAAUGAAUAGGAGUCCUUGGUUCUCAGAAUUUCUAGGGUGGGUGGGUAUGAUUCCAGUCAAUGGGGGACCGCCCAUGUCUAAGCAUGUGCAAAGGAGAGGAGGGAGAUGGGGUCAUCUUUUGUCAUCGGGUCCUCUCUCCUCAGAAUCAGAGAGUCCAACUGGAGGGUGGGGGGCAGGCUCCCCCGUGGCAGGGUCCUUGGGGUACCCCUUCCUCUCUCAGCCCCUCCCUCAUAUGCAGUCUCUCACCCAGUCCCUCCUAACUCCCAACUUAUGCAGGGCUUGCCCCACUUCAGAGGUUUUGGGGUUCAGGGUGCUGCAUCCUUCCUUGCCUGUGCCCAGGUCACCCCAAACUCUUCUGUUAUUUAUUAGGGCUGUGGGGAAGGAGUUUUUUUUUCUUAGAACCCCCCCCGUUCUUCACACUGCCCCCCAUGCCUCAGCCUCGUACAGAUGUGCCGUCAUAGGGGCACAGGUGGAGCAAAGACGGCUCCCCACCCCAAGCAGCCAAAGGCAGUGGGCAGGGGAGACACUGCCCCCUUUUCCUGCCCCCUCCUCAUCUUUAAUAAAGACCUGUUUGUAACAGAA
This is a messenger RNA of Globicephala melas (long-finned pilot whale), 7456 nucleotides long. It is a transcript of the gene PLPPR2, whose product is annotated as phospholipid phosphatase related 2. The record is from RefSeq and is a predicted model, not a curated record. Gene Ontology annotation, cellular component: plasma membrane. Gene Ontology annotation, biological process: phospholipid metabolic process; phospholipid dephosphorylation; signal transduction. Gene Ontology annotation, molecular function: phosphatidate phosphatase activity. Lineage: Eukaryota; Metazoa; Chordata; Mammalia; Artiodactyla; Delphinidae.